AUGGGUGCAAAGCAAUCUUACAAACUACUCCUUGUCAUUAUGGUGGCGGUGGUGGUGAUGCUUGCCACCGUAUGCCGCGGCUCCAGCGUGGGGCAUACGCCGUCUGCGAAUGAGGAAGUUCUUGAUGAGUUUGUGGAGUUUAAGGACCAGUCAAGGCAGACGGAUGACGCGAGGGCGGCGGAGAAGGCGAGAGAGGGUAAAGAAGGGUCGGAGUCGUGGAUGGAGUGGGCUAAAGAGAAAAUCACCGGAGGACUUGGGCUGAAGCAGGAUGAUGAGAAUUUUUUGAAGCAGGAUGAUGAGAAUUUUUUGAAGGAUAGUUCUAAGAAGGCUUCUGAUGCUACUUAUGACACUGCUUCUGGUUAG
Molecule: messenger RNA, 363 nt
Organism: Malus domestica (apple)
Lineage: Eukaryota; Viridiplantae; Streptophyta; Magnoliopsida; Rosales; Rosaceae
Product: late embryogenesis abundant protein D-29-like
Source: RefSeq, a predicted model, not a curated record